This is a messenger RNA of Striga hermonthica, 1590 nucleotides long. The record is from the annotation of a GenBank genome assembly. NCBI's taxonomy places the organism in Eukaryota, Viridiplantae, Streptophyta, Magnoliopsida, Lamiales, Orobanchaceae.
AUGGGGAAGAAAAUGCAAAACAAAUGCAACCCUUUAGCACACCCCAAAAUUUUUCUUGUUGUAUUCUUAACAUUGUCGUUUUCGUUUUGUCAAUCGCACGAUUAUGGAGAAGCUCUCUCCAAGAGCCUCCUCUACUUUGAGGCCCAACGAUCGGGCCACCUACCAUACAACCAAAGAGUCACUUGGCGACACCACUCUGGCCUCACAGACGGCCUUGAACAAGGGGUGGACUUGGUGGGGGGCUAUUAUGAUGCUGGCGACAAUGUAAAGUUCGGUCUGCCGAUGGCUUAUACUAUUACACUGCUUUCUUGGGGUGUCAUUGAGUUCAAAAAUGAAAUAGCUUUAGCAGGUGAACUCAAUCAUGCCCUUGAAUCCAUCAAAUGGGGAACUGAUUAUUUCAUCAAAGCACACACUCAUCCUCAUCUUCUCUGGGCUCAGGUGGGUGAUGGGGACACAGAUCAUCUAUGUUGGCAGCGACCGGAGGACAUGACGACUUCCCGACGUGCUUACAAGGUUGACGAGGAACAUCCUGGAUCUGAGGUGGCAGCUGAGACAGCGGCAGCCAUGGCCGCCACCUCUAUUGUAUUCAGGAGAAAAGAUCCACGUUACUCACACCUUCUCUUGGACCAUGCUGAGCAACUAUUCGAGUUCGGAGACAAAUUUAGAGGCAAAUACGACACGAGCAUUAAGGUUGCAAGAAGAUACUACACAUCGAUAAGUGGAUACAAGGAUGAGUUGUUAUGGGCUGCCCUGUGGCUGUAUAAGGCAACGUACAACAUAACCUACUUGGAUUAUGCCAUUCAAAAUGCCGAGGCCUUUGGCGGGAGCACUUGGGCCAUCACUGAAUUCAGUUGGGAUGUUAAGUUUGCCGGCGCCCAAAUUUUAGCAUCCAUGGUGCCUAUGAAAGGAAAGGUGGAAAGCGAUAGGCAAGUCUUGCACGAGUAUCGCUCGAAAGCUGAGCACUACAUGUGUGGGUGCCUCAACAAAAACAAGGCUACAAAUGUGAAGAGGACCCCGGGUGGGCUCCUCUACACUCGUCGGUGGAACAAUAUGCAAUAUGUCGCUACCUCGAUCCUCCUGCUCGCAGCCUACUCCAACCAUCUCCGAUCCACCGGAGGAGUGCUGGACUGUUACGCGGGCCCUGUGGGCCCAGACGAGAUUCUAGCCUUUGUGAGAUCCCAAGUAGACUACAUCCUGGGAUCCAACCCCAUGGGCUUGAGCUACCUCGUUGGAUACGGGCCUGCAUACCCAACCAAGGUGCACCACAGAGGCGCAUCCAUCGUGUCGCAUAAGGAGAGCAGUGAUUUCGUAGGGUGCAUGCCAGGGUACCAUCGUUGGUUCGUGUCACCCAGCCCAAACCCAAAUUUGCUCGUUGGGGCUUUGGUGGGUGGGCCAGAUUCGGAGGACGGGUUUAGGGAUAGGAGGGAUAAUUUUGCACAAACAGAGGCAUGCACGUAUAAUACUGCACCGUUGGUUGGGGUUUUUGCUAAGUUCCACGCGGCUGAAAAGGGUGGUUUUAAUUCCACCGGUUAUUCUAAUCGACCAUCCAUCUUCUACAUGAGAAGAGGACUACAAGUUGAUGUAAUUUGA